CUCGCUCGAAGCGGUCUCAAGGCCCGUUUGGAUUCUCGAUCGCUGUGAUCCGCUAUUGUUCACGCUUGCUUCCUUCGCCUUUCUUAAUCAACGCCCUCUUCGUUGCGCUACUUUUUGUUCAAAUUUUGUGUCGAAAGGCCUCCCGUAGCCUUGGACAUGCCCUGUUCAUCGCAGAGCCAGUCGGCUUAUCUUCAAUUGGCUGUGUCUGUUGUGCAGCGAGAGUGAGGAUACCGAGGUCACUGAGGUUUCGGAAGUGGUGCCAUUAGGGGCAUUGGGCGUUGGUUGUUGGAAUUUUCGCGUAUCGUUUCCUUGCGGAGGGUGUGUGUUCUAGGGGUUAGUGCGUAGUUUUCGAGAGAAGCUGACGUUGGGAAGUGAAGCGCUCGUCGAUUGGGAUAAGUGACAACUGUCUUCGUCUUCUGUCGAUCUCCAUGAGGAUUGCUGCCGCUUUUCCUGCCGGAAAUAUGCUCUGUUUCUUUUUAGUAGUUUGGUGAUUGUUUUGGUUGGUGUCUGUGUUGAGGAGCGCGCAUCUUUUAGCUGCGCCUUUGUGAGAUGCGAUUAGUGAGAAGGAGAGUAGUGAAAGAGCGCAGCGAUUAGGAGGUUUCUCGUCUUGGUGAGUAGUCUUUCUCUAUCGGGUGGUUAUAUCUUGGUCUACUAGUUUCGGGAAUCAGGGAGUUAGGUCUGUAUUGUGUUGAAUAGUGGAAGUGUCGUCGGUGGAGAGCGGAAAUCAGAGAGCCGAGGCUAUUGUUAUUCCUGCGGUGGUGGCACUUGUGUUCUACAACUGGCUGGUACAUCCGUGCUGGUCUCUGAUACUGGCUCGAAGAAGUGGAUUUUGAAGCAUGCGGAUUUCCCUUUGCCCCUGUUUCUUGAUCUUAGCGCGACCUUGAAUAGCUAUUUUAGUGCAUCUCAUCCGCUGGAUUAAGGAGGGUUCCGCAGUCGACGCAAGUGCAGACGAUUUGAGUUUGGUUUUUGAGGAAUCACGCCAGCUGAUAGAGAGACAAGUUCAGGUGUCGUCUCUACGCAAGUCGCUUGUGAAUUACGCUCCCCGAUGCAAUUUACGGACUUCAAGUGUUACUCCCGUACGACACGUAUAGUCGAAGUAUGCGAUACAGUUGUCUUCAUCUUUUUUGAGCAACUGAGCGUUUAAAUUAUCAGUGGCAAUCAUGGGCAUGAGUGAAGGUGACUCUGGCUACAUGGGUUCAUACGACACUAGCUACACUUCAGGGGAUGACACUUUUGCUGAUAUUCACAACUUGGACCACUGCAUUAAGUAUCUCAACCAGUCUUUAGUCACAUUUGGCUUUCCAUCCGGACUUAAUCUCUACUCGACCGAACCCGCUUCAGUCGUGCGAACAUGUAACUGCAUAUAUGCCAUGAUUCAGCAGCGGCAACGGGACAUUGAGUACCGUGAAGCAGCCAAUGACUCUAGGCAAAGGCUCAUGUCAGAUAUGUCAAGGCUUGAGGCCAAAGUCGAAAGGUUGACCGAUCAACUGGCCAGUAAGGAACGUGAAUUGCAAGCAAUCACAAGCAAGGAGCAAAAGGCGGCAGCCGCUAGCAGGUCCCAGAUAGAGAGGUUACAGCAUGAGAAGGAUGAGUUUCAAAGAAUGGUGAUUACUACACAACAAGUGAAGACUCAGCAGAUGCACGAGUUAAAGAAGAAAGAGAAGGAAUACAUCAAGUUGCAGGAACGAUUGAACCAAGUCUUGAUGGAAAAGAAAAAGGAGUCCAAGACCGGGAUUGAGAUAAUGAAUUUGCUUCAGAAAGAAGGAAGGCAACGGGGCACCUGGAACACCAAGAAAGCGGAUGGUGAUUUCUACAAGAUGAUUGUGGAUGCAUACGAAGCUAAAAAACAGGAACUUGUCGCCGAAAACUCUGACUUGCGAGCUUUACUUCGAUCCAUGCAAGGUGAUAUGCGUGACUUUCUGAAUACUCCAAGUGGUCUAAGUAGACCCGGUACUGGAGUAAAUUCUCAGGAACUCGAACCACCACCCACACCACUAGGCGGCCGAACGGAUGUAUUUGACCUACCUUUUCAUAUGGCAAGAGAUCAAAUUGAACAAAGUUUGCGUGCCAAGAUGUCCACUAUUAAGGAACGCAUGAUUCAACUGCAAGGAAGAGAAACCAGUGAGCGCGAGCAAGCCCUUGAAGCACAGCUCGUUGAGGCUCGCAGUAUCAUUUCCGAACAGGCAAGUAUGAUGAACAAGCAAAUGCCUGAUGAGGCUGACAGCAGAAACUUCAUUACAGACCACACGGAUUUAGAGAAUAGAGCAAGCACUCCUCAGUAUCAGGAGCAACGAGUUUCAAGGGUCAAGUCCUUUGAGCAACCCAAUUUACUCAAGAGCAACAGCGGAGAGAACGGGAAUAAUGGAGUAAUUACGAAUGAUAUGUCCAGCAUUGGAAAUGAAUAUUUUCUUAACAAGAAGGGUCUUGGCCCCCUUCGACCAAAUCGGGUACCACUUGUGCCCACAGGGUACCAGUAGCGUUUAUGGUUUGAAUGGAACUACCAAGAAUUUUCGAAGACUUGUUUUUGUCUAAGAAACAGUCAUCAUUUUUGGUUCUACUUCACCACUGUUGGAAAUAGACGAUUUACUGUGUGUAGAGACUCGGACCUUUCCCCGAAGGUUAAGGUUUCGAAUAUCGUAAUCCUCCACUUGUGUGUUGAUUUCUCUCCCUGAAGGGUAUGUAAAUUUUUGAGGCAUGUGGUGCAGGCGACAUUAGAAGUAUUCCUAUAGAACAUGUCGCUUGUCACAACGCACAUAGCCUGCAUGUCGUUGUGCCAUUGAAGUUCGACACAACUUGUGGCACAAUUAGGAUUGGAACCUAUUUAUCCCAAUUUAAUGCAUCUCAGGCUCUCGACAACAUCUCUUCUAUGAAA
Physcomitrium patens is the source of this 2872-nucleotide messenger RNA. RefSeq lists its product as uncharacterized. Lineage: Eukaryota; Viridiplantae; Streptophyta; Bryopsida; Funariales; Funariaceae. The record is from RefSeq and is a predicted model, not a curated record.